UAUCUUUUCGUCUGUGAAAACGGUUAAGGUCACCUCAUCUCCAGAGCGAAUGGUACAAUAUUAUUAUGGUAGGGUGAAGAGUCCCUCGUCGUCUCUCCUUUGGUCGUUUGCCGUUCAUCAACCAGCCGCGACAGUCCGUAUAGAGUCAGUGCUUCGGUGAAUGUGAAUGAGGUUUUCAUUUUUUCGUAGACCUCUGCACACUUUUUUCGUGUAGGAACAAGUCGGCUAAUUCAUCAUCAACCACUAUAUUACUAUACAAACAACAAUGUCCAGAAGAACCGAUUUGGAUUUGAGCGAUGAUCAAAGAUUCGCUUUAAUGAAGGUACUUACUAGUAACUAUUUAACAAUAUUAUUUUUCACGAUUAACGUAAUAAUUAUUUCGUAUUUCUUAUACUUAAUAAUUUGGGUUUUUUUUUUUGGUUGGUAUUAUAAACUGCCGCUAUAUAUACAGGCUAUAGGAAUAUUUGCAAAAAUAUCCAAAUAAUACAGUGUUAUAUAAUAAUUGUAACUAAACUAAUUUAAAAAAAAAAAAUCAUACACACACGAUAAAUAAAGCUAGUUAGAUAAAUAAUUAGAAAAAGAACUGUUGGUUUUUACUUUUUUACUAUACCAUAAUAUUGAAUAAAUAAUCGGUUCGACAACAAUGAUAUUAUUAUAAUUUAUGUAUUUACCAUUAUUUUAGAUUCGUGAAAAUAAAUGCUGUUAAAAAUAAAUAAUAUUACAUUGAUACAUUACUUGUACAUUUUUGGUGCACUGUCGAACAUUCGACAGACUGGUUGACGCCGUAUAAUUAUAAUAUAAUUUUCAUAAAAAUUCUUGAAAUUUAUCAAUCUUGAAGAAUAUUUUAUAAUUCCGAUGUUUGUGAAUACUAUUACUGGUAAAUUAAACUAUUACACCUACCUAUACGUUCCUAACAUGUUUUAAUAUUGCGAUAUUUUGUUUUCCGGUUGUAAUUAAUGUCGACGACAGUAAUUAUUACAUUGUCUUACACGGCACUUACAAUGUCACAAUACCUGUUGGGUGAGCUAUUGCGCUUCGCACUGCACAGUUUUACAGGCCGCACACCGAAAACGAAAAUACCAUAACCGGUGCAUUCAUUAGGUACGCAUUAAUUAUUAGCAUUGUUAUUGUUGUUAUUAUUUCCAUAAACAAAACUAUUCUUCGUCCCGACAAAAUGACAAAAACCCAUAUUUCACACAAUGAUGUUCAAAAAUUGUUUUCAAAUUAAACAAUACUGUUUUUAUUAAAAAUAUCUUGGAUGAAAACUGGCGAAUUCUUUAUGCUGUAUCGCAACGUUCAGUUCCAUUACAUAUUAUAUCCAAUAAAAACGUUCGUACCUUAAAAGCUCUUUGCCCACAUGGUUAUCUCGACGAAAUUUCGACUUAAUUCAAAAUUUGGUAUUUAUACUCCAUAUUAUAGUUUUAUUUCUAUUACACAUGUGCCGUAAAUCCAUAAUAUAAUAUCGUGUUAUUCAUUGUGUAUUUUAUGAAAUGUAUUAUUGUCAUUUUUACAGUUGACUUUAGAUAUUUUAAAUUAUUAUUUAUUGAACAAAUGUAAUACUAUUGACAAUGUGAAUUAACUAUUCAUAAUAUAGGUAUUCAUAUACUUGAAAUAAAUCGUUAUUUUGUUUAAAAAAAAAAAAUUUAAUUACACCUACUGUCUGCUUGAAUUUGAACACGUAUGUAAAAUUGGAAAUUUAAAAUCUAUAAUUUCUAUAAUUAAAUUAUUGUGAUAAAAUAAAAAAAUAACGUGUAUUUCUUUUCCAGUAAUGUACAACUUUUCUAUUAGAAAUCUUACACCAACAACGAAAGAAUAUUUUGUGGAAUUUCAAAUCUAAGAAAAUUAUUAGUUUUAUCUUUAUUUUUUUUAAUUUUAUGUGUAGUUUUCGUAAAAAUUGAAAAAAACAUUGGGAAAACGGUAAAUUUUACAGCUAUAGCGGUUUCAUUACUUUCGAUUUUGAUUUUCUGUUGUAAUUCGAUUAAAAAUAACUAUGAAAACCUGAAAUGUACCCAGCAAAUUUGUAUUAGUCCUUUCUAAACGUAAUAAAACUUUCUGGGAAUUUUCGAAAUAUUUACAAGUAUUUUACUUUUUCGAGGGUUUUUAAUUUUAAUAUGGUUUUAUAUGGAUUCAGUUUUUUUUUGCUGAAUAGUAAUGCACAUAAAAUUCAUCAUAAUUUGUACAGUGGUAAAUUCAAAAUUUUAACUUAAUAUAAUAAAUUAUUUAUGUUCAAUUUUUGAUGAAAAUCGUAAAAAUAACAUUAAUUACACUGUAGUAACCUUAUUUUUUUAUAAUGACCAUUUACCAAAGAAAAUUAAACUUGUAAUAAAUACAAUGCUAAAUCAAUUGACUUCCUGAUCUUUUGUUUAUAGUCUUGAUAAUAAUACCGACUUACCUAUCUGCAAACAUAAAAGUCGGUCAAAUAUGUUUUCAAAUUUCACAAUAGAUAAUAAAAUGUAUUUCGUAAUAAAUACCAUUUCAUUUUUUUUAAUUCUUCAAAUUAAAAAUGAAAUAUUUAGCACUUUAUAUGUAAACAGACGUUUGGAUAUUUGAAUCAUACCUCACAUAUAAAUUGCUGCUAAAUAUAAAACAGUAGUGAUUUCACUCCAAAAAAUAAGGGUGACAAAAAAAAAAAAACGGUAAUUUUAGUAUAACAUUUUAGAGCCACUUGGUUCAUAAAUUGUCGAUAAAAAUUCCGAAAAAUGUAUAAUUCCCAAGAUAAUAAAUGUCUUAUUAAGGAAUGAUCACGCAUGUGUUAUUUUAUUAUAUCUAUAAUAUACUACACUCUUUUACAUUCGUGUUCAAUUCCCAAUUACACUACUGUAAUAUAAAAAUAAUAAUAUUUCAAAUUUAGUGUACAAUAUAAGUAUUAUUAGUUUUUGUUAAUUUUGAAUAAAGAAUAAUAUUGACAGCUAUAUCAAUACUUAAUUACUUUUAUAGUUGAGAAACACUAAAACACAUUAAUAUUAUUAUUAAGCAGUAUGUUCAUCAAUAUUGAAAUAUAUUUUUAAUUUUUAAGAAAUAUUAUUCUUGAUCAUAGUUACAUUCGGUUUUUUCAACAUUCCGAAAAUAUUUAAGACACUCUGUAUUCACUAAAACUUCUAAGAAUAAGUACUAGUCGACUAGUAUCUUUCUCGUUGGACUAGAAUUUGAUUUUACUUUCAUGAAAGUAUCACACGGUAAUGCUAUUUGACUGACAUUAACAUUAUAAUAGUACGAGAUUUUUAUAUUACGACAUCAUAUAGUAACGAUUCAAGACUAAUAUUAUUAUAUUCUCACAUUGUCAUACUAUUUAAAAAAUGAUCACAUAAUAUCUUCAUGAUAUACUUAACGUUUUCUUUAACUUUCAAUGCCCCGUGUCCCCGUUAAAUAAUUAAUUUCAAGUCAAAUAUUCUUUAAAUUAGCGCGUACUACUGUACCUAGAACAUUUUCUAUUUUCAAAUACCUCGUCAAACUAUGUAGUCUCUCGGCAAAGCAACAAAAUAUAAUAUAUUUGCAUUUGUGUCAGUUUUUAUAAUUUCUUUCGAUUUAACCACUGUUACUGAUAUUUUAGCUGUCUUUGGCUUUAAAUUUUAUAAAUAGUCACUUUUUUAACGUUUUUUCCUGAUAAAUGUAAUGUGAAACACCAUUUUUUUUUCAUUUAAUGCCUUUCUGAUUUACUUUAAUUUAAUACCUUCUAUUUUAUAUUUUUAUUAUUUAUACAACAAAAAUGAAAAAAAAAAAUAAUUAAAAAAUAGCUGAUACUGUUGAUGAACAUGACACUAAUGUGAGUGGAAAGUUAGGAAGAUAGGAUAUAUAGUGUUAUUUAAUUAAUGUCUGUACGCGACGGUAAAUCAUCGCUAACGAAUUACGAUUCUGAGCAAAGUUCGGUUGUACAUGUUUUGAAAUGCCGUACUUUUAAUGAUUUUCGUCAAAAUUUGAACUUAAUGGCUUAUAAAAAAAAAAAAACUACAGCACUUAAUUUGUUUGACCACUAAGUAAACCUAAUCUCAAGUAAAAUUGGCUACCAUUUAUGCUCAACUAAAAGAAUUUCAUAUAACUAAAUAAAACUAAAAACUCAAAAGUGUAAAAUGUCUAAAAAUUAAACCAAGUUAUUUUGAAUUUGUGUGAUUCACAGUUUAGAAUAAAUAAAAAGUUCAAACAUUAUUUAUAAGUUAGUAACAAAUUUGAAAUUUCUCGUACCUAUAUAAAAAUAAAUAGAGCUUAUACCAGAGACGGGUGUGCCACUGUUGUUGGUGAGAAAGUGGAAAGGUAGAAUACAUAGCUAUUCAAUUCAUAUCUGUAUCCAUGUCAUAGUUACGCAAACAAUUUAAUCCACAUAAAACCAAAUAAAAACUAAAAACACAAAAAUUUAAAAUGCCUAUAAAUAGCUUAAAAAUUGUUAGAAAAAUUUGAAAAUGUUACCGCGUCUAUAAAAGGUUACCAUAUUUUAUAAGUAUAAAUAUCAGGUCUUUACGAUUAUUUUUAACAGAAUUAAGAUAAAAAACGAAAUUAAAAAACCAUGAAUCCGUUAAAGUCGUUGACUUUCCCGUUUGUUUUACGUUUUUUUCCUGGUUUUCACAAUUAUUUAGAAAACUGUGAGGAAAAUCAAAAAAUAACUUCCUUAAUGCAACAACUAUUGAAACGAGAUUUCUGGUAAAAAAAAAGUUUUUUACCGUCACAAAAAAUUUAAAAUAUUAAAAAACACGUCAUAGUGCAACCAACACAUUCCUCGCUGUGUUCAGAAUCUGAAAAACCGAACCUAAAUUGAUUUAAAUCAACGUCUGAAAAGAUUUAAUAUUUUGAAUUUAUUAUAUAGUGAAUAAUGGUUUUUUUUUUCUCAAAUUGUAUUUCUCAAAGAAUUAAUAAAUAAACGUUAAAUCAGUGGUUGCUGUUCCAAACGUACUUUUAGUAUUGCGAUUUGAUCAUAUUGCAUUAGAUUGAAAGACAAACUCGAGAUUUAUAAUAAUAUCUAUGUCGAAAACUUAAUGUGGGUAAUAAUAAUUUAUGAUAAUAUGAUUAUUAUGUGGUAUUACGUGCAUAUUUCGAUUUCAAUACCAAAAUCUACGAAACAUUAUUAUAUAUAUUAUAAUAUACGCUGACCUGAAUCGAAAAUUAAUGUCUCAUUAUAUUUUUUUUUUUUUUUUUGGACAACUGGGAAAAUUGGAAUAUGGGUUCGUUCUGAAAAAAUAUCUCAUAGUGUAAAUUUAUGUACUCAGGAUAUUGCGCCGGAGCUGAACUCCGUUACCUUUAUACGUUUUUAUAAUUUUCAUAGUUCGAUUUUAGAUUUUGAGCAAAGCAAACAACGCAACUGGUUUUGACGUUGUGUUUUUUUUUUUUAUUUGCAAACAACUUUUUUUUACCAGAAAUUAACGACAAGUAACAUUUUAUAUCGCUGUUUAGAUCUAGUUCGUAAAUAAGGAAGCUGUGUUUUAGUUUUCAAACCAGUAUUUUAUAAUAAUUGGGGAUAACUGGAAAAAGACGUAAAAUAAAUACUGACAAAUGACAACGGCAUUGAUAAUUUUAUGAUUUUUAAUAUUUUCUAAUUUUCUUAUCUGCCAGAAAUAUUAUUCUAAAUUUCAAAAGGAACACCUUUUCUGAACGAAAAUGUUGUCUAAUUAUUGAGUGAAAAGGUCGUAAUUUUGAUUUUCGAUAUAGUUUUAUUAAUAACUAAACAAAAUCGGGAAAAAACGAUUUCAUUAUCUUCAAAUUUGUUUUUUGAUCUAUGAAAAAUAUUCAUAAUUUUCUCAAAAUACUUAAUAAUUGACUUUUUUAAACGUGGGUAAAUUUUUAAAACGUUCUGAUGAUUUUUGAGCUGUUUGUAGGCCUUUGACGUUUUCGAGUUUUUUUUUAAAAAUUUUCAUUUGAUACGUAUGGAUAAAAUUAUUCGAUCAAACAACGAAAUACUUGAACAUUUAACACGAGAUUCAUUAUAAGCUGUACUCAGUGUUAAAAAUAAAAAUUGGGCGUAAUUUGGUAGUUUUUUUUAUUUAUAAGCGUUCUUAGAUCAAAUUUUUACGAAAAUUGUAAAAUUUACGGCAUUUCAAAACACGACGAACAUAACCGAACGUCGUUCAGAAUCGUGUUUCGUUAACAAUAGUUUACCGUUACACACAGAUAAAACUGACAUAACUUUACAUGUAUCCUAUCUUCCGGACAUUUUUCUUUCGGCUUUUCACGCUGUUCGUGAUACUCGCGUGGGAUCACGGUCGUCGUCGAAUUUGUUCGCUCUGGCCGUGUUUCAGUGACGACACACGCCAUAUUGUAAACACUUCUUAAUAGAUAAUAGUUUUUAAAAAGCAAUUUGUUGAGUAGGUAAUUGUGUAAUACAAAACACGCAUAUCUCACACACUCGGACGCAACUCGCGUGGCGAGCGUAAAGUUUGUUAGGUAUUUAUUUAUCGCGGUGUAAGACGUGUGCCGCGGACUGCCGAACGGUCGCGGACGGGGAAAGACGCAAAUCAACUAAUGGUUUUUUUUUUUAUUUUUUUUUUUUUUUUUUAUUAAUAUAGUAAUGAUUUACGACUUCGUCGAUUGUGUAACAAGUCUCGUCUAGGAAUGGAUUAAAAAAAACACAGAUCUUAUUAUACCGCGCGACUUUCACCGUUCGUCGAAGCGUUUUAAAAAAAAUACAUAUAUACCUAACCCAACCGAGUGAACGGGAACUGCUAUACAAAACUACAUGCAAACUAUAAGUAUAUGUUUUGCAUUAGCGUGCAUAUUACGUGCGCCGGCUGUGUGCCACAGCCCCCGUCUGAUACGUCGGGUCCGCGUUGCGUUUAUUCAUUAUUUUUACUGCGUCUCAACGGCAUUGCACUCCUACGGUCCUAUCCGAUCAACGUGAAUUGCGGACUUCUACCGGCGGAGCGCACUGCAGCCGCGCCGUCUCGAUCCUUUAAUAAUACAAUUUUACCCGUGACCGUAUAAAUUAUAAUUGGGACACAACUACAUGCGAAAUACGAACGCGCGAUAUCAUUAUUGUUAUUAACAACUCUAAAUUUUUUUUAUUCUAAACGGCAAACCCCUUACCGCGGUAUUCGCGCAACCGUAUUAUUUUACCGGGGCUCCAUGACUUGUAGCUCUGAAAAAAAAAAAAAAAUUGUUAUACGCGCAUAAUAUGCUCUUAAAAACAUGCGUAUACGCGCUUGAAUAUCCUCUAAAAAUGUUAUAGUUUGCGAAAAACAACGAUAAUAACGAUGCAGCCGGAAUACCUAGGAAAACGAUAAAAAUAUAACGCCAAUGUACGUGACGCAAUUAUGUAGGCGUUUCCUUACCGAUAUCAUUCCAAUCUUACUGAGUUGUAGCGGACGUUAAAGGAAAAGAGUAAACACGGAUAGCGCUUUAAUGGCACUGAAAAAGCGGUCAACACACGAAAAAAAAAUAAAAUAUCACAAAUAUGCAAUAUAAACGUUGGCAUAUAGCUUCGCGGUUUCCUGAAACAAACGAAUAGCUCGCAUGCGUAUCUCCAGGAACACACAAAAAAAAUGUGAAAAUGCUACAAGUUAUGAGCCCUGAUUAUUACCGCAUUAUGAUGGAGUAACCGCAUCUGCGCGUAUCAUAGCAAUUAAAAGGAAGUGAUGCCCUACACGUGUACUGUCUCCGUAUAACGUACGGCACUUUGCGUUUCAACUAGGCUUACGCUGUGCUGUUAAUUUUAAUAUUAUAAUGAAUUGACCUAUUGUCAAACUUGAAAAUAAGAACGCUAUCUGUGCAACUUUCGCGCAUCUGCUUUAGUAACCGGUCUGCUAGUGGCCGCUAGUAUAUUCUGAUUUGAGACAGAGUAUAUAUCAUAUAAUAUGUUUUUUUGUAGGAAUGGGCCGGUUUCUUUGAUUUGUUUCUUUUAGUAAGUAUCGGUUUUUAUGGCGGGACGCAUUGUUACUGUGGCAAGACUGAUAACUGAUAAUCAGUAGAAUUUUCGUAUAAAUUGUAUUACGCGUCUAUAAAGUUAUUAUUUCCACACUACAAAAAUAAUAACCUGUAUCGAAAACCGAAAGAAUAAUUUUUGGAACCGGACAUGAACUGCGACCGAGUUUUUCAAGAACCGUUCCACUAUUCGCCUUUUUGGUUUUGAAAAUAAUGUUGGUAGCUAGUAAUUUAACUUUUCGAUUUUUUCGAUUCCGAUUGAAAUACCUUUCGGAUUUAAGUCAGUUAAAAUUGACCCUGGCACCAAAGACUGUGUAUCUACAGUCUAUAUCUAACAGGAUGUUAACGCGUUCUUCAAUACUCAAACGGUUAAUCAAGACAGACAAUAUAAAAUAUUAUUGUUUUGCUAUACGCUAUGACAUUUUAGAAAUUUAUAAUUGCACAGUGUGUUGUUUAAACAAUAUUAUUGAGUCAAUUGCGAGGCAUUGAUUAUGCCUAUGCUAAAAAAAUCGUUUUUAACAAAGUAAAACGUACACUCGUACCGACAAUUUUAAUAGACUACGGUAAGUUGUUGUCUAUAAUAGUAGGUACCUAUCGACCAGCGGGUAUACAUCACAUAACACAAUAAUAUAUUAGUAUAUUAUUAUAUUUCUCCGUGGGGCAUCCGACCACGGUAUAUACCUAUUAUAUUUUUUCGCCAACUGUUUAUGUGUCGGAUGUUGUCAUGUAAUCCGAUCGGUGAAACGAAUGUUUUUCAUUGACUAAAAAAAUUGCAUUGUGUAUACCUACGAGUAUUAUUAACACGCCGUACCUGUCUGCGUAUUGCAAAAGACACGAACGUCACUUUUGCAUCGUUAAGUUUCAAAAUAUAAUUAAAACGAAACAAAAGUCAUAAUGCGCAUUCAUCAACUCAUUUGACUUGUAUAGUUAAUGCUAGUAUAAUACAUCUCGCGUAUGCCAGUGUAAAUAUAAUAUAAUAUUUGUAUUGUGUUUAGGUAAUGCAUGUCCUCCUAAUAAAGUCCUAAUGCGUCAGAUCUUUAUCAAUACAUACUAUUUAUCGAAUAUCGGGUCUAAUUUAUUUUAACUACACGAUUCGUUAAAUCCCAUGGUCGCCCGUACGUAUAAUAUCGGAACGGUUUAAACGUUCCGUUCGGUUUCCUAAUUUUUAUUACUGUUAAUUAUAACCAACCUAAUGUUCUAACAGCUUCUAAAUACUAUAAAACUUCCAUAUAACGGUCAUUGAAGGGAAUAAUGAUCGCUAUUUAAAGGUGACCGUCCAUUAUAGGUGUCUUAUAAAAACAUAACACUUGACGGGACCGAAAAAAAAUUACCGUUACAUAGAGGUGACCGUAAGCGGAAGUUUUACCGUAUUUGGUUUUAUGAAUUUAGAAAUAUAAAGCGCGGUAAACAAAGUUAAUUUUUUUUUUCCAAUUCUAUACUAACAAUAUAAUUAUUGUUUCAGUUGAGAAGAAAUGUUGCAGACAUGCAAUUGGAAGAAAAAUACGACGACUGCUUUUUACUCAGAUGGCUCGGGGGUAAGAUUUUAAUUGAAUUAAUUUCAAUUAGUUUCACAACACAACCUUGCACAUCUUUUUGAUAUAUCACAUAUAUUUUCUAUAAACUACGCACAUAUUGUGUAUAUAUUAAAAACAUCAAUUAUUAUCUACCAAAAAUUAUAAUAGAUAUUGUAGACUAUUUAUUUUACAAUAAAUAUUUUUCCAAAAAUCAUAAAAAAAAAGCAAUCGUAUAAUUGUAUCAAUCGUAUACAAUUUUAAAAUGUAUUAGAAAAUACCUAACUAAGUAGGUAUUAAAUAACUGACUGUAGUUUUACUAUCGUUAUAACUCAUGAGUUAAGAUUUGUCUGCUUUAAAUUCAAUCAUUACCCAUUUCAUAAAAUAUUAUUUGAUUUUUGUAUUUUACAGCUCGAAAUUUCGAUACAAAAGAAGCCGAAGAUAUGCUAAGAACGGUACGGUUUGGUUAUAUUUGUUUAACAAAUAAUAUUGUAUUAUUUUAGACGUUUAUAAUAAGAAUACCUAUAGUAUCUAAAUAAUUUUGAAAUAUUUUUUAAUAUAACCAAAGGUGUGUUUUUCAAUAUUUACUGACACUGUACUGAUUCAAUCCGGUGAACUAAAACACUUGAUUCGUACGUACUAUUAGAUCGCCAAAGUUAAAUUUUGUCAUACAUUAUAAAUUAAUAUAAAAAAAAAAUAAAUGCGAUUAUGAGUAUUAUUGUGACUGUUUGUAAAAUGUAGUCGAUGAAAUGGCGAGAAGAGUGGUCGAUUAACAAGGACGACGGUUGGAAACCGCCCCAAUUAUUGGUGGACCACAUACCGUGUGGAAUUUGUGGUUACGACAAAGAAGGAUCGCCGGUGGUCGUAAUUCCGGUCGCCGGUUUCGACGUGUGUGGCCUGAUCAAGUCGGUCUCUCCAAAAGAUAUUGUCCGAUAUUUGGCGCAAAAGGUCGACUCGUAUCUGGAAGUCGCCAGACAAUCUUCGCUAAAGCACGGCCCGAAAGCGUCGCAAAUAAACUGCAUCGCUGACCUGACUGACUUUAAUCUUAGACAAUUCACGUGGAGACCAGGUAAUAUAGACCAAGGCCCAGGAAAAAAUGGCUUACGUCGAUUUUUUAUGAUUUUCAGUAUAAGAAAAUUUAAUUUUUAAAAUGUAUUCACUUGUAAAUAAACUAAUACACUGAUAUUAUACUACAUAAACUAAUUUAAAAAAUAUAUAUACUUAUGCAAUUUAGACAAAAAAAUAAAGAGAAAAAACAAACGGACAUAUUUCGCACAAUGGGUGGGCCACUGUUGUAGGUGGGAUGUUGAGAAGGUUGAAGGGAAAUUUAAUGUAAAUCUGUACGAAAAGAAUAAUCAUUGCUAACGGAAAAAAAUUAUGAAAAAAUUUCGAUGUUUUGAAAGGCCGUGAUAUUUAUGAUUUGAAAAUAAUACAUUUCGUAAAUUUCCCUGUUUUUUCACAUUUUUUCCCGUGUUUUUCCACUUAUUAGGAAAACCCCUGAUAAAAUAAAAAAAAGGAUUUCCUUAAAGUACUACCCAUGUCAGAUUUUCAUUUUAGAAAAAGUGCUACACUUAAAAAUUUGAGUAAAAUUUCUGGUAGAAAAGUUUUUCACAGAAGAAGAAUAAACUUCAUUGUAAACCAAUACAUUCCUCGCUCCACUCAGAACCUAAAAUUUGUCUUCUUCUCUGGGACCAAUGAUAUAAUAUAUCUAUUAUCCACUAUAUAUUGUCUAUAUAUAUAUAUCUAAUUUGAAAUUUCCUACUAUAUUAUAGUAGGAAAUUUAAUUUUUACAAGAAAUAUACUGCAUUUUAUUUUUUUUUUUUUAUUUCAAAUUUUCCUAAAUACUUUGUAGUAAUAUUAAUUCCAUAUUUUAAAUUCAAAAUACAUAUUAUACAUUAGUAUUUAAUAGUUCACCUCCUUAAAGUGCCUCCCCACACUGAUUUUCUAUCAGAAAAGUUGUUACUCGUAAAAAUCAGAGCAAGUCCUCUGGUGGAAAGUUGUCCACAGAAAAAAAAAAUAAACUUCUUUGUAAAAUCAUAAACUUCUUCACUCCAUUCAGAAUUUAAAAAUAAAUGUUCUUAUUUUUUUUUUUUUUUUUAUCUUUAUGGAGUUGAAUUUUGAAUAAAUUCUUUCAUAGCUAUUUCCUUUCGAGACCCUCUAUCCUAUAUUUGACCCUAUACUACAAACCCUCCCCAUAUCUCAAAGAAUACGUCUGAAAAAUUUGUUGUAAUUAUUUCGGUAGUUUUUGAGUCUACAGAUCACAAACAAACGUUCAUACAAUAGGUUUUUCAUUUUUUUUUUUUUUUUUUGGGAUUCUUAGGGUAACAAGGGAUCUAUUGGUUUACUGUGAUGAGUUUUUUUUUGUGUGUAUGUGAGUAAAAACUAGAAAUCUUGCUCCAAUCAAAAAAUUAUAAGAUACUUUUUUUGUUGUAUUUUGGAUCUAGUUAGUGAUUGAGAAAGUUGUUUCUCGUUAAGUUUAGUGUCGCACCCGUCAGGAGCACUAGCUUUUUGUUUUUAUACAAAUAUUAGGUAUCUUACAUUCAAUUUCAAUUUAACAGACAUAAUAAUUAAUUAAAAUUAACAUAUUGAUCCGUUUCACUAAAAAAACAUCUUAACAUUUAUUCUAACAUAGAUAUUAAACAAUAUUAAAUUUUUUUUUUACAUUUAAUUGUAAAUUUAUCAAGCAUUUUUUAAAUAUAAUUUUGUUAUUAAUAAUAAUGUAUUGUUUUGAUGUACAGCUGCCGAGCUGGUAAUUAAUUUGUUGCAAAUGUACGAGGCCAAUUAUCCAGAAAUAUUGAAAUCGUGUUUCGCGAUUAACGGUAUAUAAAAUACAUUUAAUACUAUAAAAUAAAACUACUAAAUGGUACACAGUGGCGCCAUUUGAGUAUUUUAAUAGGGGUGCCAAAAUUUAAGCAAGCCAAUUUGUUUUCAUCAUUGGGCCACUUAUUUCUAAUAAUAAUAAAUGUAUACACUUUUUGUUCUACACUUUUUGUACACUAUACAAUUAUCCAUGGCGAGGCGGGAAGAUAUGCAAUGCAACACAGGACCACCUAUAUNAAUUAUACAUAAUCUGUACAUCAAUGAAACCGCAGUUAUAAAAGCCGAAAAAGAUAACAACCAGGUGGAGGCUAAAAUUGCCAAGGGAGUAAGACAAGUGUGCAUUCUAUCAUCUACCUUAUUUAAUCUAUACAUAGAAGAAGCCUUAAAAGAAUUAAGAAAAUAAAAAUUGGAGGAGUAAAGAUAUGAGGAAUACUUGUGCAAGUGAUGCGUUUUGCGGACGAUAUUGCUGUAAUCGGAGAAAGUGAAGAAGACAUAACUAACAUGCUCGAAAAAAUGAACGACACGCUUAAUGAACACUACAUGAAAAUAAACCAACCGAAAGCCAAGAUCCUUAUAUGUAGCAAACAGCAGAUUUAUGCAAAUAUAACUCUAGAUUGAAUAUUGCUGGAGACAGUUCAAAGUUUCACAUACCCGGGGAGAUAAAUUACAAGCGAUGGGAAAAGCUAUACAGAUAUAGUAUGUAGAAUAGCGCAGGCUAAACAGGCCUAUUAUAAAAAGAGAAAUCUUUUUACUUCAAUCAGAAUAAGUCUGGACACCAGGAAAGCACUUAUAAAAAGCUUUGUGUGGAGCGUAGCUCUAUAUGGAGUAGAGACAUGGACAAUAAUGAAGGCUGGAAAAGCCAAAAUAGAAGCCUUUGAAGUAUGGUGUUGGAGAAGAUUGCUAAAAAUUUCAUGGACGGAAAAGAUAAAAAAUGAUGAGGUUUUCAGGAGAAUGAAUACCCAAAAAUCAAUAUGGAAUACGCUAAUAUUGAGGAGGAAAACAUGGAUCGGACACGUAAUAAGGAAUAGUCCUUGGAUAACCACAAUAAUAGAGGGAAAAAUCGAAGGAAAACCUGGAAGAGGAAGGCCCAGAACUCCUUUUCUGGAGCAGGUGAUGGAAGAUUCCGGAAUAGGAACAUACUGAGAGAUGAAAAGGUUUAUAAGUGACAGAAAUAAAUGGAGAGAAACACCAUUAAUCAUUUAACCAAUCUUCGGAUUGAUAGAAAAAAAAAUAUACUUAAAUACGUAUUGGCAUAGUAGUUUUGGUGAUUCUGUGAAAAUAUUUUUUAAGAAAACUUACUUAUAUUUAUUGAAAAAAUGCAUCAAAACUUUCAUCCUUAUAUUUACUACUUAAAUUUAGAGCAACAAACUUCAAACAGAAUACUGAGGUAAUUAAUUAUUUCCAUAUUCUCGUAAUAGAAUAUUAAAUAUAAUAGGUAAACACAAAUUACAAAAAUCUCGCGCGAAUGGUAGCUGUCGGUUAAUCAAUAACAAACAUAAUAUGGAUAUUAAUAUAUUUAAUAUAUGAUGUAUGUCACGAUGAUGACCGUAUAUUAAACACACAGAGAACGAUUUAUUCACACAUUCAUCGACAAAAACCGUACCAUGUUCGUGUUAUAUGUCUUACGCACUAAUAGCCUGCCUAUCCAUAAGCCAUAAAACUCCCUUUACAUAAUACAAUUUACUCGAUAACCGUUUUUUCUAACUUUUUCUAUUCUUAUUUUUUUUAUUCCUCAUUUAACUGCUCUCGUGGAGCGAGUGGAACGAAGAAUCUUGUGGCUUUACAAAGAUGUUCAUUUAUUAAUUUUUUUCUCUGUGCGCAACUUUUCUACCAAAAGACUUGAUCUGAUGUUUACGUGUAGANUUAUAAAAAGCUUUGUGUGGAGUGUAGCUCUAUAUGGAACAGAGACUUGGACAAUAAUGAAGGCUGAAAAAGCUAAAAUAGAAGCCUUUGAAGUAUGGUGUUGGAGAAGAGUGCUAAAAAUUGCAUGGACGGAAAAGAUAAAAAAAUGGUGAGGUUUUCAGGAGAAUGAAUACCCAAAAAUCAAUGCGUUAAGACUGAGGAGGAAAGCAUGGAUCAAACACGUAAUAAGGAAUAGUCCUUGAAUAACCACAAUAAUAGAGGGAAAAAUCGAAGGAAAACCUGGAAUAGGAAGGCCCAGAACUCCAUUUCUGAAGCAGGUGAUGGAAGAUACCGGAAUAGGAACAUACUGGGAGGUGAAGAGGAUUAUAAGUGACAGAGAUAAGUGGAGAGAAACACCAUUAAUCAUUUAACCAAUCUUCGGAUUGAUAAAAAAAAAAAAAAUAUUUUUUGUGUAAGCUGCGUAUAUGGGGUGGAACUAGAGCUGUACAAUUUCAUAAAAAAAAUUUUAGUUGAAAAUUGUUAAAAAAAAUUUUUUUUAUAUAAGAGUUUUAUAAUUAUUUAUUUUUUAAAAUUAUAAGCCAUUUGUUAACUAUACAUUUAUUCACAAAAUACUUACCGACUUACUUAUAAAAUAAAAAUACUAACUGUUCAAUAUAUUUAUUGCUCAAAAAAGUUUAAAAAUAUAUUUUCUGGUAAUCAGUCGACGGAAGUAGUUAAUAUUAUUACUGUUGAUAGUCAACUUGAUAUCAAAAGAAAAUUAUAACGAGCAUACGCCAAUACAUACCUAUACACUAUAUUUUAUUGUACUUACCAACGAAAAAAAGCAUUAUCUGGCAAAUUGGAAAUAGCUUUGGUCAUCCUUAUCAAUAAUACAUAUCUACAAAUAAUAAAUAAUAAUAUGCUUUACCUAGUUUACCUCCAUACAAAUGAUUAAUACACAUUUGUAUUUUAUGCGCAUAUUACACAUACAUAUAUGCAUAAGUAUUCAUAACAAAUAAUAUAUUUUAAUUUUUAUGCAUAGGCCAUCGCCCAUCGAUGCAAUUGUAAAUUUUAAGUCAGAUCAAUUAGAGACAGACAAAAAUAGGAAUGCGAAGGUACACCCUGCACCCCCUCCCCAAAUGGCGCCACUGGUGGUACAUAGUAUAAAAUAUAUUUUGUACAUUGUGACAUACGAUGAAUUUUACCUAUCUGCUGUUAAAACAAACGGGUUUCAGCUCCAAAAGUGUUCGCAUUCGCGUUCAACAUCCUGAAAAACAUUCUUACGGGUAAUACGUUGAGCAAGUUUGUCAUAUACAAGGCAGACCCGAACAAGUGGAAACCCGCUCUGGCCAGUUUUAUCGACGGAGAUCAAUAUCCAGCGUUUUUGGGAGGAAAUCUCAGGGAUCCCGACGGAGACCCUAGAUACACCACUAAGGUAAGUCGUCCACGAAAUAAGAGCAUGAAAAAUUAUUUCUAAAAGAGAAAAUGUAUUUGUAAAAUUCGUAGAUAGUUCAAGGAGGAAAAGUGCCGAAGGAAAUGUACAAGAAAACCGAUAAAUUAUCACUCUCGGAAGACAUGACGCUCGUAAACAUAAAGAAAGGAGACAAGCUACAAUUGAAAUAUACGGUUACCAUACCGCAUAGUUUCAUAAGGUAAUAAAUAAUGUUAUAAAACCAGAGAGCAGAUUUUUAUGUGGUUAUGAUUAUCAUAGUUUUUUACUGAGGUUGGCUUUCCCCGCGAUUAAUUUUACAAAAUAUCUUAAGGUUAAAGAAUAUUUCGAAUAAUAAUUUGAUGAUAUGUUUUAAGAAUAUUUUGAGAUUUUUAGAAAAUUGUACAACUCACUUUUUGUUAUUGUUCAGGAAAGCAGUUUAAAGAUUUCAAUGUUUUUCUCGAGUAUUAUAUGGCUCUUCUUCCGUCUGACAACAUCUUAUAAAAAAAAAAAAAACAAACAUUUUGAACCAUACCUACACAAUAAAUAAAAGUAUAGACAAUCUUAAGUCCGUUUUCAUUUUGAUAUAAAUGGAAGGGAAAAAAAUGUCGAUUUAUAAAUAGUAAAUAAAAUAAUAUUUCCAUAUCAUCGAAAAAGUAAUAUUAUUCUGCAUUUAGUAUGGAGACCAACAAUUAAAUGACCGCAAUUGGGUAGUAACACUUUUAUUGGGUGACCGUAACUAGUAGGUAACGUUGUUUUUUAGUUGACCACAACUAGUAUGUAUUUUUUUUUUUAUUCUGACCGCAACUAUAGUAAACAUCGAAAUUCGGUUUGUGUAUUUUUUAAUAAAAAUAAUAAAUUAUUAUUUUUAUUUAUUGUUAUUAUUAUUAUUUAUUACAUAUUUAUUAUAUUUGAUUUACAAAUAAAUCAAAAUACUAUAAUAUUAAGAAUAGUUUUAAAAAAAAAAAGUACUAGAAAGUUCAACUAAACUAAAUUAUACUCUUUUGGGUAUUCGUAACUAAUAAAUUCAUUAAAAUUAAAGCUAACCAAAUUGAUUUUUCUCAGGUAUGAUACUCAAGCCAAAUAUACCAAAUAAUUCCACUGGAAAGUCUUUCGUUGAUUAUUUAGAUCCAAACUAUUUUGAUCAAAUGCCAAUAUUGAAUAUAAGAUAAAUACUAAUUUGGAGUUACAAAUAUUAAAAAAAUAGUUUAUAAGUAGCUAUUCACAGAAUUACUCAUCUCACAAUAAAAAUCUCCAUUUAAUUGAAUUUAAUUCCCGUUAUUUUAUUUAAUGUUGUUGAAUGUUUGUUAUAAAACUAGAAUAAUAACUUUCUACUCCAAGACCUCUCCAGACCUUGACUAUGGGGAGGGGGGUGAAAAAAUUUAAUUUAAUAUUAAUUAUUAAUAAGAAAAAAAGACGGACAGACGGACAUACUUCACACGAUGGGUGAACCGCUGUUACAAAUAAAAAGUUAGGAAGGUAGGAUAUUGAAGAAAAUCUAAUGUAUAUCUGUACCUAAGCAAAUUUAAACAUUGCCAGCAAAAAACGAUUCUAAACGAAGCUCGGUUAAUAGUAUUGCUCAGGGGCGUCUUCGGGUUUAUUCUAUGAGGUGGAGAGUGAACAAUUAUUACUCUUGAAUACCACCGCUUUGGUCAACAAAAACUUCUAAUCUUCAUGUCUGAUAUAAUUUCAACUUAUAUACGCUUAGAAGACCGCAGAUAUAUUGUACAAAUGUAUCACUCCCUCCUUCACAGGUACACGCCUGCUCCAACGCUAGCUUAGGAUUAUAGGUAUAGAAUAUGUGUAUCUAUUUAUAAACUUAUGUGAUUUAUAAAAAUAAAAAAUAAAAAUUAUUUUGCAUACUUGGAUUUGUCAUUUUUUUUUUUUUUUUUUUUUUUAUCUUAAGACAUUUUGAGGUUUAACUAGGCACUAUAUUCCAGCUCUAAGCAUAAAUGUUUUGAUGAAAUGAUAUUAUAAAAACAUCUUAUUCUUAGUAUUUUAAAUGUACGAUAAUCUAGUGUCCGGUUGUAAAAUUACCAAUUCGACCAAUCCAAAUAGUGAAACAGUAAUAAUAUACUUCGAUAACUUCAAAAUACAAAAUAACAUAAUAUCAAUAAAUGCUAUAGGUGGCAAUUCAAAACCGAAUGCCAUGACAUAAAAUUCGGUAUAUUGGCGACUGACGCGGAAAAUAUACAAACCGUUUUGAUGCCGAUCAAAAAAGUGGCCUGUCACGAAUUCGAAGAAAUCGGUGUUAUCAAGUGCAAAUACCCCGGCGAAUGUAAUAAUAAUUAUAAAAAUAGUUAUCGAUUUAACACCCGAACGCAACAUUUAACAUUUGUGAAUAACAUAUCAUUUUUUUUUUUUUUUCCAGACACGGUAGUGUUUGACAACAGUUACAGUUUCAUCCGUAGCAAGAAGCUCGCUUACAACGUACACGUCACGUUGCCCGUAAACGAAAAAACAAUCGACACGAUCGAUCAGAUAGUCAAUAUGGAAGAAUAGCAAUUAAUUAAACCCAAAUUAGAUAAAUACCUAAAUAAAUUAAAACUGUAUAACCGUUAAUUGAAACAGAACAUUAGAAAAAUAAUAAACUGUACAUAAUGUACCCGUACAUUAAGUGGAAAAAAUUGUAAUUCCCAAUACUUGAGAGGAUGUCAUACCGCUCGUAAUAACCACACGAACCGAACCAAAAGCCUGGAACCCAAAACCCAUUCAAACGUUGGAAACCGAUUGCGCGAACCGGGACCGCGAAUUAAACAGAUUUCAAUAACCCGAACCGGAAAUGGAACCGGAUAAAGCGACCAGCGGGUACCAGUACCGGUCGUGAUUUGACCGUAACACCGUGUUUUGCGCGGGACAACGAUUUUUCGCGUCGCAUUUGCUACAGUCUCCACUCAUCUACAUUUCAAAACACGCAAAUAAUAACGCUAUCGUAGCGCGUUUGUUAUUUUCUCAAUUCGAUUUAUCCGUUCGUAAGCUUUCGUAUUUUAAUUGGUUUUUUUUUUUAUUUCAAUUACUUAUAAAAAUAUAUUGGGUGGCUAGUGACGCUAUCGGAAAAAUAGGCAUGCCUAUAUACGACAUCAAUUAAGUUCUUCGCUGUGUAUGAACAAUAUUCCACGAUUACACAAUAAACGAUUGUGAUAAUAGCACGAAAUAACGUUUGGAUUUAUUUAUUAGCGAAUGUGAAUAUGAAAAUUUUGUCGAAAUUGUCUAUGCGCAACCCCUUGAAAUAUAUUGAGCGCGUGACAUCCUCUGAAACAUGAUAGCGUACAUUUUUUAAUGGACGUAAAAUAAUUAUUUUCUUUAACUAAUAUCACUUGAUAAUACAUUUAUAUUUCCUAUAGAUUACAUUUUUACCGGUUCACGCAUUAAUUUAAAAAUAUAUAUACAUACAAACAUUAUUAUGCAUUGUCAUGAAAAGAUAUAUAUAUUAUUUAUUUAAAUGUUUAUGAUUGUAACAAUAAUUUUGGAUAGAUACCUGCUUUAUGGAUCUUCACUAUAAGACAUUUCAACAACAUUGUAUAGAUACCUCGGUAUUAUUUAUUAUCUGUCAUCGUAUAUUAUAAUAAUGAACGGCUAAACUACCUGUAUAAUAAAACUAGAAUAAAUGGGCUAUUAUAAUAAUAUGUAUUAUGUAACCAAAUCCCAAAUGUACUCAA
This is a messenger RNA of Cinara cedri, 19100 nucleotides long. Lineage: Eukaryota; Metazoa; Arthropoda; Insecta; Hemiptera; Aphididae. The record is from the annotation of a GenBank genome assembly.